GUGACUUGCUUGGAAGGUUUUGCAAUUACCAUUUGCACCAGUCCUAGAGUUACAGCAACAAUGGUUGAGCCGGUGGGUUUUAUUGAGGCCUGGAGGGCACAGUUUCCAGAAUCUGAGCCUCCGAAGAUGGAACUGCGGUCCGUCGGAGGCAUCGAGCAGGAACUUGAGAAGUGUAAGUCGUCCAUCCGGAGACUGGAGCUGGAAGUGAACAAAGAGCGUUUCCGUAUGAUCUACCUCCAAACCCUGCUGGCUAAGGAAAGAAAAAGUUACGACAGACAGCGCUGGGGCUUCAGGCAAUCUCAGAUAGCUGAGGGGGAUCCUCAGGCGGGUGGACCUGAUUCCCAGCACCCGUCCGCACAAGACCCCGGCCAGUUGGAGCGCACGAGAUUCCAGCCUGUAGGAGAGGCGCGGCCCAAACCGAGGCCUCCUCCGGCCAGGAAAUCUGCCUCACACGGAGACGGACUGGAAAUGCAGUCAGGUUUUGAGCCCCAUCAGCCAGGACAGGGGAGUGAAACUGACGGGCUUUCACCAUCCAAACAGAGAGGAGGGCUUUCUCCUCGCAGGCCGCAUCCUCCACCCGACAAGGACCUACCUUCCGACCCGUCUCUAAAAGACAAGCUGGGAAUGGGGCUUGGGGUGGCUGCACUGCGCUCCAACUUUGAACGGAUCAAACGGGCCAACUCGCACUCUGCUGGAGAUGGCAAGGGAGGGCCUGACAAACCUUUUUAUGCCAACAUGGAGUUCCAUCAUGACAGAGGACUGGUCCGAGUGAACGACCGGGAUGUCUCUGAAAAGAUCAGUUCCCUUGGGACUCAGGCUGUACAAAUGGAACGCAAGAGGUCCCUUCACUCCCUGCCGGGCAACUUGGCGACAGUGGCGAGUGAGCUGCGGCCCAGGCCGGUCUGCAGGGGGCGCUCCAGUGAGAGCACAUGUGGUUAUGAUGCAGAGUGUGAAGAUGGAGAUCCCAGUCCUCGUUAUGGUGCAUCUCGUUCCAAUGGGAACAAACCUCCACCCCCUCCAUGGCAUCCAUCAGAUUUCCAGCCCUAUAGCGGAGUAUAUGUGUCCACCGAAUCCGGUGAAGGCCGGGUAACCAUGCGGGAGCAUGCUGCCAAUGAUGACCAGCACCUCACCUGGCCCAGGAGAUCCUACUCGCCCGGGAGCUUGGAAGACGUCGGUGGUGGAGGUGGUGGCUACACGCCAGACUGCAGCUCCAACGAGAACCUGACCUCGAGCGAGGAUGACUUCUCGUCGGGUCAGUCUAGCCACGUCUCACCCAGUCCGACGGCUGCCUUCCGCAGACCUUUCAGGGAGAAGAGCCGCUCGCCUUCGCAGAACUCUCAGCACUCACUGGAUAGCAGUAGCCCUCCGACGCCACAGUCGCAGAAGAGGCAUCGCCACCCUCACGUGGUCGUGUCGGAAGCCACUAUUGUUGGAGUCCGCAAAACGGGACAGAUCUGGCCACAUGACGGAGACUUCACCCAUUCUGGCAGGACAUCACAUGACAACAGCUGCCAUGGAGAUCUGGACGGCCCCUUUACAGGUACCCCUCCUUCAUACGGUUACGAUGCAGACCGGGCUGAGGAGCAGAGGCGCCACCAUGACAUCCUACCCUACAUCGAUGACUCCCCGUCCUCCUCUCCGUACCUCAGCUCCAAGAGCCGCAGCAGCAGGGACACGCUCUCGUCCGGAUCCAUCGAGUCCGCCAAGUCUGCGGAUCUGGAUCUGGAAAAGGGGCUGGAGAUGCGCAAGUGGGUUUUAUCUGCAAUCCUGGCCAGUGAGGAGAUCUACCUCAGCCACCUGGAGGCGCUGUUACUGCCCAUGAAACCACUGAAGGCUGCAGCUACCACGUCCCAGCCCGUCCUGUCCAUCCAGCAGAUCGAGACCAUCUUCUUCAAAGUGCCUGAGCUCUACGAGAUCCACAAGGAGUUUUACGAUGCUCUUCUACCCAGAGUGCAGCAGUGGAGCCACCACCAGCGCGUGGGAGACCUCUUCCAAAAACAAGCCAAUCAGCUGGGAGUGUACCGGGCCUUUGUGGAUAACUACGAACUGGCGGUGGAAACGGCGGAGAAGUGCUGCCAGGCCAACACGCAGUUCGCUGAGAUCUCUGAGAACCUGAAGGUCAGAAGUCCCAAGGAGUGUAAAGACCAGAUAGCCAAGUACUCACUGGAAACUCUCCUCUAUAAACCAGUGGACAGAGUAACCAGAAGCACAUUAGUUCUACACGACCUGUUAAAGCACACCCCCUCCAGUCACCCGGACCACCCCCAUCUCCAGGAUGCCCUGAGAAUCUCUCAGAACUUCUUGUCCAGCAUCAACGAGGAGAGCACACCACGUCGACAGUCCAUGACUGUGAAGAAGGGCGAGAAUCGGCAGCUGUUGAAGGACAGUUUCAUGGUGGAGCUGGUCGAAGGAGCCAGGAAGCUGCGCCAUAUCUUUCUCUUCACUGACCUGCUGCUCUGUGCCAAGCUUAAGAAACAGAUUGGAGGGAAGAGUCAGCAGUACGACUGCAAGUGGUACAUCCCGUUAUCAGAUCUGACCUUCCAGGCAGCGGAGGAGACCGAGCCCGUGUCCAUCCCUCAGGUCCCAGAUGAGGAGCUCGAUGCCAUAAAGGUCAAGAUCUCUUCCCUCAGGAGUGAAAUCCAGAGAGAGAAGAGAGCUAACAAAGGGUCAAAGGUGAUUGAUAGAAUGUGGAAGAAGUUAUCAGAACAAGAGUCCCUGCUGCUCCUGACCUCUCCGAACAUGCCACUUCGAGUACAUAACAGAAACGGCAAGAGCUACAUGUUUCUGAUUUCAUCCGACUACGAGCGUGCUGACUGGAGGGACAUCAUUCGGGAACAGCAGAAAAAGUGUUUCAAGAACGUCUCUUUGACCUCAAUGGAGCUGCAGAUGCUCACCAACUCCUGUGUGAAACUCCAGACCGUCCACCACAUCCCACUGACCGUUAAUAAGGAAGACGAUGAAUCUACUGGACUGUACGGCUUCCUGAAUGUGAUCAUCCAUUCUGCCUCCGGACUCAAACAGAGCUUGAAUCUGUACUGCACUAUGGAGGUCGACUCGUUCGGUCUGUUUGUGAAUAAAGCCAAGACACGCGUGUACAGAUACACAACCGAACCCAAGUGGAACGAGGAGUUUGAGAUUGAGCUGGAGGGAUCCCAGACGCUCCGACUGCUCUGCUACGACAAGAGCUACAACAAAUCCAAAACGAAUAAAGAAGAUGGAGAAAGCACCGACCGCAUCAUUGGGAAAGGACAGAUUGCGCUGGACCCUCAGAUGCUUCAGGGUAAAGACUGGCAGAGGACGGUGAUUCCUAUGAACGGGAUUGAAGUGAAGAUUUCUAUAAAGUUCACGAGCCGGGAGUUCAGCCUGAAACGGACGCCCUCGUGCAAACAGACGGGAGUGUUUGGAGUGAAAAUCUCCACAGUGACCAAACGAGAGCGCUCGAAAGUGCCCUACAUUGUCCGACAGUGUCUGGAGGAGAUCGAGAGGAGAGGGAUGGAGGAAGUCGGCAUCUAUCGCGUCUCGGGAGUCGCCACAGACAUUCAGGCCCUCAAAACUGCCUUUGACACGAACCAUAAGGACGUAUCCGUGAUGAUGAGUGAGAUGGAUGUAAACGCCAUCGCUGGAACCCUGAAGCUUUAUUUCCGUGAGCUGCCAGAGCCGCUUUUCACAGACGAGCUGUAUCCCAACUUUGCUGGAGGCAUCGCUCUGUCGGACAGCGUGGCUAAAGAGAGCUGCAUGCUAAACCUGUUGCUGUCCCUGCCUGAACCGAACCUCAUCACCUUCCUCUUUCUACUAGAUCAUCUCAAGAGGGUUGCAGAAAAGGAGAGUGUAAAUAAGAUGUCUCUUCACAACCUGGCAACCGUUUUUGGGCCGACUCUGCUUCGACCGUCCGAGAAAGACAGCAAGAUACCGACCAACCCAACACAGCCCAUUAGCAUGGGAGACAGCUGGUCUCUGGAGGUCAUGUCACAGGUUCAAGUCCUGCUGUACUUCCUGCAACUGGAGACGAUUCCUACGCCAGACAGUAAGAGACAGAGCAUCCUAUUUUCCACUGAGGUGUAGAAUAAGGUGGGUUGGGGUGCACUCCUCCAUUUUAAGUACUACUGCACCCUGUGGACUGAGGGAGGGCCGAGAGUCUUUGCUAAACGCUGGCAGGAAUCAUCAGACUCCCUCGAGGUCUACACAGCCACUGAAGCACAGCUUGGGCUCAGCACCGGCUCACACGGACCCCAAUCCAAUGAACGGCUCUUUUGCUUUCCGACUGGGAUUUGUGUCUGGUCUGGAACCUGGAGCUGGAUCUCUCUAUACAGUUUCCUUGCACAAGCGUUCAGAUGAGCAGCUCUAGAUCAUCGGUUCACGUUUUCUUUUCCUUCGUGGUUCAUCCUGUUCGCUGCUGCUGAGUCUCCGCUGCUCCCAUCAUUACAUAGAUAUCAUGUCCAGUGUUUCCAGUGUCCAUCGCUGCUACAGUUCAUGGACGCUUUCUUAAAUGAGGACAGUACGGUAAACACAUUCCAGAUGGAUUCCACUGAUCAUCAGUAUUGAUGUGGGAAAUGUAAACCAUCAUUAGAAGCAAUACUGAAGCACCUGCUGCAGGAAGACAGGAUGUCCUUCUGCGUUCUGUCUUGUUUUUGGGAUCAAAAACUUUUGAUAAACUCUUAAUGACACUGAAAUAU
This is a messenger RNA of Trichomycterus rosablanca, 4673 nucleotides long. RefSeq names its product BCR activator of RhoGEF and GTPase (gene bcr). The record is from RefSeq and is a predicted model, not a curated record. Gene Ontology annotation, biological process: intracellular signal transduction; positive regulation of GTPase activity; protein phosphorylation. The transcript is spliced from 23 exons. Gene Ontology annotation, cellular component: membrane. The coding region runs from base 61 to 4062 and encodes 1333 amino acids. Gene Ontology annotation, molecular function: GTPase activator activity; protein serine/threonine kinase activity; guanyl-nucleotide exchange factor activity. Lineage: Eukaryota; Metazoa; Chordata; Actinopteri; Siluriformes; Trichomycteridae.